AUGUCUGGGGAAUUUGACGAAUUUGAACGUAACCCGUUUGGCAGCGUUUUCCGCAGGCAAGGCGAAGAAUGGCGUCAGAUACGGACAGCGGUUCAACCCUGCACCAUUCGGCCUCGGACUGUUCAGUUGUAUGCUGAAGGAUUGGGGCAGAUUGCCGACGAUGCCGUGGACCUUAUCGCCAGCGACCGGGACGAAAAUGGCGACGUACCGGACUGCUAUACCAUCAUGCAGAGAUGGGCGUUAGAGUCUGUCAUGCUUGUUUCUAUGGACCAGAGACUAGGUCUGCUUGACAAUCCACUGUCACCCGACUCAGACGCAGCUGGAAUAAUGAACGGAAUCGUCGCACUAUUUUCUGACAUGGACAAACUGGUGACGCGAUUUCCUUACUAUCGUUACUUCCCAACGCCCAUCAUUAGGCGUUUUCAACGCACUGGGGAUUACUUAGUCGCGCGCAUGUCUCACAUCAUCAAGGAAGCAGCGGAAGCUACCAAAUCAAGGGGCAACAGUAAUGAGAACUGCACCAUCCUUCAGCACCUGUACAACCAGCAGAAAACAGAAUUCAAGGAAAUCUUUACUUUCCUGCAUGACUUUGUUAUUGGAGGAACUGAUACGACAUCUGGUGCUGCCACCUUCACAUUAUAUCGGUUAGCAGAGAACCCAGCAGCCCAAGAGAAAGCACGACAGGAAGUACUCGCUGCAACAAAGAAAUCUGCUGGGACAUUGUCCGCAGACAGUCAUCAGCACUUAGGCUACGUCAAAGCCUGCAUAAAAGAGGCACUUCGAUUUCACCCCAUCAUACCAGGAGUGAACCGAAAAAUAAACCAUGACGUCAUACUAUCAGGUUACUGCAUACCGGCUAAUACUGUGUUACGAACGGAGCCUUUCGUAGCUGGAAGGCUGGAGGAGAACUUCACUCGGGCUUCGGAGUUUCUACCUGAAAGGUGGCUGCGAUCGAGCGAUGAUCAUUCGUCCAAGACGAAUGACGAUACUUGGAAUCUGCAUCCAUUCGCCUCUCUCCCAUUCAGCAUUGGACCAAGAAUGUGCAUUGGCAGAAGGAUCGCUGAGAUGGAGUUGUGCAUUCUUGUGGCCAAGGUGCUUAAACGAUACCGCGUGGAGAACCAUCAUGGCGACAUCGGUUUUCUUACGCAGUUCACCGGCAAGCCCGCAAAGCCAGCGAAAUUCAGGUUUGUGGAACUCAACACCACAACGUAACCUCUCCAAAGAUUAAAAUAAAACUGUCGUCGCCUUUAACUCGUCAUCAUGAAGACUGCAGCGCUCACCCGAAGACAGAAACACGGUACAGAAAUAAAAGUUUUUUUUCCCAUGUCAA
Messenger RNA from Dermacentor andersoni, 1330 nucleotides. Its product is annotated as probable cytochrome P450 12a4, mitochondrial. The record is from RefSeq and is a predicted model, not a curated record. NCBI's taxonomy places the organism in Eukaryota, Metazoa, Arthropoda, Arachnida, Ixodida, Ixodidae. Gene Ontology annotation, molecular function: monooxygenase activity; oxidoreductase activity, acting on paired donors, with incorporation or reduction of molecular oxygen; heme binding.